GGCUACAGUAGCAUUGUUAAUAUUAAGGCCAGUUGUACCACUUUCAAGUACGUUUGAUAAUUGUAGGUUGUGUACUUCUCCUAGUCCUAGAAAAUUGUUUUCAUAAAUAUAAGUACAUUAGGAAAGACGACCUCCACUGACUGAUUUCGAAAAAGGAAGUUCUGUAAUGGCACUUAAAACUAAAAGAGAUGAGUUUUCCCUGAUACCAAAGAUCGUCAAUGGUGGUAUUGCAGGAAUUAUUGGUGUUACUUGUGUCUUCCCAAUAGACCUAGUUAAGACUCGUCUUCAGAAUCAACAAGUUGGACCAAAUGGCCAACAGUUAUAUACAUCAAUGAUUGAUUGUUUCCGGAAAACCUUCAAGUCGGAAGGGUUUUUUGGCAUGUAUAGAGGUUCAGCUGUUAAUAUCCUGUUGAUAACUCCUGAAAAAGCAAUCAAACUUGCAGCAAAUGAUUUUUUUCGCCAUCAUCUUGCUACUGAAGCAGGUCGGCUACCACUGAAGCGAGAAAUGAUUGCUGGAGGGGGUGCAGGUUUUUGUCAGAUAAUUAUUACAACUCCAAUGGAGUUAUUAAAAAUUCAGUUACAGGAUGCUGGUAGAGUUGUUACGCAGAAAACCAAUAGCAAAGUGAUGGGUCGGAUCUCUGCAACUACUAUAGCUCUUGACUUGAUAAAAUCUCGGGGAAUUAUAGGGCUGUAUAAGGGUACAGGAGCUACCAUGCUUAGAGAUGUGAACUUUUCUAUUGUCUACUUUCCAAUGUUUGCUCGAUUAAAUGCUCUGGGUCCUCGAAAGAAUGAUGGUAGUGGAGAAGCAGUGUUUUGGUCAUCUUUUCUGGCAGGUUGUGCUGCAGGUUCAACUGCUGCUUUUGCUGUAAAUCCCAUUGAUGUGGUGAAAACAAGACUUCAAUUGUUGACGAAAGGGGUUGGAGAAGUAUCGUAUACUGGAAUACUUGAUGCCUUCCAGCAAAUCUACCAUCGAGAAGGAAUAAAGGCAUUUUUCAAAGGUGCUGGAUGCCGAAUGAUAGUUAUAGCCCCUCUUUUUGGCAUAGCACAAACAGUAUAUUACUUUGGUAUAGCUGAAUGGUUACUAGGAUUAAAAAAAGGUACUGAAUUAACGUCUUACAAGUGGAAACAAGACCUGACAGAAAUGUGAUGCCAAACUAUCAGUAGUCGUGUAGAAGAUAUGAGAAAAUUUACUUGACCACUUCUUGGCCAGAAAUGUCUCCUCCAUUCCACCAAGUUUUAAUCUUGCCAGUAAAACAACCCACUGGGGUAUUAAAUAGGAUUUAAAUUCUCCUUAAUCACAGUGCUGCUGAAUAGCAAUAAGUUUUGUAGCAAACAGCUUUCUUUGUUCAUGUCCAUUUUUGGAGCACUUAUGGAUAAAUUCACACCUUUUGUCACAAUUCAAAGUAUUAUGUUGCCACAAAAAAUAAAAGUCUGAGAAUGACAGUAAAAUACAUAAUAUAUUUUCAAAUAUAGGACUUCCAUUGUCUUUAUUUGUUUACAAUCAUAAAUUUAUAUUUAAAAUAUAAUAUUAACAUUUUAGAUUUGUCAAAUAUGGAAUAGAGUUUAAUAAUAUGAAUGUGAGUGUAUAUGGAAUCUGAAAGCAAGAAUUGUUUUCUUUGUUUCUCAAGACUUCUAAGUAGAAAAAAAUUGUAUAAUUAUGAUCGAUGAUGUUUAUAUAUGCAGUGAGCUGAUUUCCAUUUUUUAUGACCUCAUCCCUUUGUUAUCUAUUUCUGAAAAAUAAUGUCUUUAUUAUGGUAAAAAAUUAAAAGUUAAAUUCUUUGAUUUACACCUAUCAUUAGAAACAAAAGAUUGGCAUGUAGCAUGUGGAAUUUUAAAUGUAUUCAAACAUACUAAUACUUAACAUAUGUAUAUAGAGAGGUUCCCAUGUGCAUCAGUUCCUGUUUAAAGCUUUUAAAAUAGUGAGAAUUAGCCAUAAUAAGAAUAACUUGUCAAAAUAUAUUAAGAGAAUUAUUUAUUUUAAUUAUCAGUAAUUUAUUUUUAGUACUGAAAGUUCAUCUUGGACAAGUGGUCUUCUCAAAAUUCCACCUGGUUAAAUGUGUGAAUAAUGUUAAAAACUAUAGAAAGGUGCUGGCUGUUGCUGUUGAAAUGUAUUUUGUGAAGUGUGUGGUGUGAGAAACUUAAUACUAAAUGUUCUGUAGAGUUUAUUUAAUGAAGAUUUGGUCUGUUUCGUAUAUGACUUUGUGCAGCUGAGCAAUACUGGAAAUUUCAACUGUUUGUCAGCUAUUACAAGUAAUCUUUAUGAAACUAAUAAAAUAUACCACUGAACAUAAAGCAAAUUUAAGAUGAAUAAAUUGUUAGAAUAGAUGAAACUAUUUUUUUUUGUAAGAUGAUUUUUUGUUAAUAUAAAAAUUUUCAGUUAACUAUGGCCACUUUGAAUUUAUUGUCAUUUGAUAUUGAGUUCUUCAUUGCAUUAAAAUCUGAAAGUCAAAGAUUUUUUCUACAAUUUUCACAUUAUUCUAUAUAAACAAUUUACUAGAAUCCCUUAUAUAAUAGAAAGUAUAAUAUACUUCAACCCUAAUAUUUCACAAAGAAAUGAAAUAAGAAUAAAAAUCUAACUUAAGUAUCUGUUUAUAUUUGAUGUAAUGCUACAUUGGUUUUACUGCUUCAUUCCAGAAGUUUGCUAUUCUUUUGAAUGAUGACUUGCAUUCCAACAUAGCAAGCAUUUAAAUUGUCUGUUCAUUCUUUUGUGUGUUCUAACCAUCAAAAUAAUUCGAAAUAUAAGGCUAUUGAUAAUAGUCCAUUGAAAAAUUCCUGCUGCAAGUGGUUGGUUUUGACAACCAAGUUGUUUGAGAAACUUAAAAUCACAUUUUCUUGAAGUAAGGCUUGUAUCAUUAUCCUGUAAGCUUGGAUAAAUACUUCAAUAAUUUCUGCAAAUUGAAAAAUUAUUGUAAUGCUAUGUGGGCAUACCAGUUGAGUUUUUCUGUCACAGUGUGUAGAAAAACUUCAGUAAUGUCAAAUUUGUGUAAAAUUCAGAUGCCUUCAUAAAAACACAUUAAAAUGAAUAUAAGAUCUUUUUUUUUAAUCAAGGUUAUUUGCUUAAUAUUUUUAUCUAAAACUAUCAAAAAAGGGAUCAGAAGAUGUAUGACUUGUUAAGAUAUCUCAGGAAAACAUCUUAUUGUGUUAUACUUAAACAGUUAUUUGAGGUUAAUAUCCUUUUAGCAACUAUUUACUAAGCAUUCAGAGUUAAGGAUUGUAUUUUGUGUGUGAUCUCUUGAUUUAUGUCUACAGUUGGAAUGAAAUUACUACUUAUUGUGGUUUUACAUAGAAUAAUAUUUCUAAUGGGGCUUCAAAAAAUAUUUAAAAUUUUGUUACUAUAACUAGAAGAUUGCUUUAUAAUGCAAACCAAUGCUAUGAGUAAGUAAUGAUUGAUUUUAUCAAGUUGAUUACUAUUUUGUUGACAGAUUCUUCUAUGUUGUUAUUUUAGUUAAGAAUUUGAUUUAUGUUAUAACAGUUUGAAAACCUGUGGUCAUUGUAAUAACAUUUAUUCAUUGUUUUAUUUGUGGUUCUUGUUAUAAGGAUGAUAUAUGAAGUUGGACUUGAAAUGAUGAAUUGGUAUUGAAUUUUGUUUUUCAAAAAUGAAAUUAAUGUUAACAUUCUUUUUAGAUAUUAUAUAUGAAAUGUUUACACAAUAUCUCAAAAUAUUAUGGGAAAAGUAAAUGUUAUAUGUAUGUUUAAAUUUUUGUAAGGUUUGGUUUUAUAUUGAUGAUACAUAUGUAUGUUUAAAUUUUUGUAAGGUUUGGUUUUAUAUUGAUGGUGCAUAGAUAUUAAUUGGUAAGUUUUGGUUGUUAUAAUUUUUUUUAUAAUUUACAAACAGUACUGCUCAUACUUCAUUUCUGCACCAUGUUAAAAGAUCUGAAAAAAUGUAGUUCAGGUUUUAGAUGUACAUAUUAGUAAACACAGAGCACAUCCUACAGUUUAAGCAUUUAAAGGAGUUUUUUUAAUGAAAUUAUGCUCAGUUAGUGAUAACUACUGAUAUAAUGGUCUGAAUUCCCCAUUGUAUGAAACUUGAAUUCUUUUCAAUACAAAUAUGGUAAUCACUAUUUAUUGUUUUAGUAUUUGUUCUGAAUAUUGUGUUUUGCUUUCUUUGUAUCAUAUAGAACUACUUAUACCUUCACUCAGCAUCGUGACUCGUUGAUCUGGUGCAGAUCUUUGUUCUUGAAAGUCAAAAGAACUGUAAAAACUCCAUACUGCACAGACCUGUAUCAUUAUAUAUGUAAAAUUUAUACAGAUGUAUAUACCAAAAAUAAAAAUGACAAAUUAACAGUUAACUUUUGGUAUGUUACCAGUUCACUUAGUAACAAAAGAUACCUUUCAUCUCUUAGUCCCAUAUAAUUAGAUGUAUCAACACAAUAGUAGACAAUCAUCUUUUAAACAUAUUUUCAUCUAGUUGUCAGAUAAUUUUUGUUUAAAUGGAUUAUCAUAAUGAUGAUAAUGCCCAAUUUUUUAUGAAUUUCAAAUAAUCUAGACUAUCAUUAAUUAUAUGGCAUUAAAACAUUUUAUAUCAAAACAUAUCAUAAUGAUAACUGAAAGCUUCAGCCAAAUAAUUUUAUGUAAAAAACUGGUAAUAAAGUUGUGUAUGAUAUUUUCUUAACUGAAAAAUUUCUAGCUCAAAACAUUAUAUUAUUAAAUGUCUUUUAUUCUUUCUCACUCCAACACACACAAAUACAUGUGGAAAGAGACUGAUUCAGCUUAUUCAUUAGAUUUAUACCUCCUUUUUCUUAAAAUUUGUUAAGAAUCAGUGGACUGGUCAGGAGACAUGCUAGUUUUAUUCCAUGUUUAGAAAAGGUAAAUUUCGUUGGAAUGACAUAUUUGAGUAACAAGUAAUGGUGAAUGAAAGAAGGAUGCUUAAUGUUUGUGUAGAAAGCCAGUCUUGUAUUUGUGUGCCUCAGUAUAUACAUUAGUUUUAUUAAAUGAAUAAAAUGUUGAUUGUUAUGUUAGAAGGGUUAUUCAUAAUCCAUCUUACUGAACACUUUACUCGUUUAAAUAUAUAUAAAUAAAUUUCUAUAAAUUUUUUUUUAGUUUGUACAAUUUAUAAUUCUAAGUUGCUUCUAUUAAAUGGCAUUGGUGGUAGCGUUGAAUCUGCUGACAUUAUGUCAUUAACAUUCUAUGAGUCAACUUCAGAAUUGACAUUGUUUACAUACUAGAAAGCUAAGUGUUAUUGUUAUUCUUUGUUGGGUGAACUUUUUAAUCAUAUCUUGAUGGCAUAGAGUGAUUGUUUGUGUAGCUGUUUAAAAAUUUAUGUAAUCUGUAUAAGUACAUAAUAAAUUUUGUUAUUGUA
Molecule: messenger RNA, 5299 nt
Organism: Limulus polyphemus (Atlantic horseshoe crab)
Lineage: Eukaryota; Metazoa; Arthropoda; Merostomata; Xiphosura; Limulidae
Product: mitochondrial glutamate carrier 1-like
Exons: 10
Coding region: 167-1147 (326 amino acids)
Biological process (GO): L-glutamate transmembrane transport; malate-aspartate shuttle; aspartate transmembrane transport
Molecular function (GO): L-aspartate transmembrane transporter activity; L-glutamate transmembrane transporter activity
Source: RefSeq, a predicted model, not a curated record